Nematostella vectensis (starlet sea anemone) is the source of this 3512-nucleotide messenger RNA. RefSeq lists its product as uncharacterized. The transcript is spliced from 9 exons. NCBI's taxonomy places the organism in Eukaryota, Metazoa, Cnidaria, Anthozoa, Actiniaria, Edwardsiidae. The record is from RefSeq and is a predicted model, not a curated record. The coding region runs from base 16 to 3249 and encodes 1077 amino acids. Gene Ontology annotation, cellular component: katanin complex. Gene Ontology annotation, biological process: microtubule depolymerization.
CAAUUAUUCAUAUGAAUGUUUCCAUUUGGCUUUCUUCACUCGAACCCACCUGCCUGGCUGAACAUCUCUGGAAGAGCUCCCCGGUGUUUCUGCGAGGAAAAACGCACAUCUAAAGAGCUUAUCUUGGCUCUCGCUCUUCUUGUAACCAUGUUGACCGUUUCUUUGGUUGGGAAAAAGUUUAGUUGUAGCAUUCAAUUACAGAUUCUCUCUGAAAAAGAAGGUGGUGGUUUCGAACUCGCGCUGAAUGCUGGAGAGAAGUGCUCCGAACGCUCCCAGGCCGUCAGUCAGGUCUCGGCAAGUCUGAAUGUCACGAUACAGAGCGGCUGCAAGAACCGCGUGACACGAUGCCAAGAGAUGCUGAUGUUCCUACAGGAGCAAGCAAUCCCCAAGACUAUGAAUGUCAUGAAGGUACACAUGGUCAGCGGUGAAACUAAGCAGCUACAGCGUGACGGCAUGAAACUCUUCAACUGCAUCAGGACGAGCAGACGGGAAAGGGAGCGAAUAAAAGAUAGAUCGACAUCACAAGAGCGUCUUCUCUCUUCUAGAGGAUACGCCUCCGAUUCCGAGCGCUACUCCAAGUUUUCUUCACGUAGUCGAUCUACAGAUAGUUUCAUCAGUAGUCGGUGCAAUGUUAGUGAUGCCGACACCUCAAGACAUGUGAAAACCAAGCUUCCAAAGGCAGGGAUAUUCCGUGAGCGCAAGAUGCGCGCGGCUUCUCUAGAAAGACUAGGGUCAUCCAUUUCCUCGCUUGAUCUUCCUGCAAGACGAAAAGAGCUAGAGGUGGAAUCGGAUCGAGAAGUUCAAAGUAAAAGUUCCCAUCACGCUCGAUGUCUGGAAUCAAGUGACUUCGAAAAGAAGUUUGAGAAGCAUCGAAAAGGUCGGGUGUCGACCAAAAAAAGCCCCAGAAAGAACGUAGAGAAAGUAACCAAGGAGCACUCUAAGAAACUGCUACAGGAGGAAAUGACUGUAAAAGCGUCUACUUCUGCUGUGUGCGGUAAGACAAAUGUCAAUAGGGGUCUAACGCUGGAGCUAAAAAGGCAAGACACAUUUAAAAAUGGAAAUUCCGGAGAUAGUGAAACAAAACACGGCUCCAAAGCCUACUUUAAAAGUCGCUCAUUGAUGGAAAUACCUUCCUUAUGUCCAAAAAACGUUGACAGGGUUUCUGAUAGAAAGUAUGAAAGUUCCACCGAGAAGUCAUCACUUCCCGUCGAGGAACGAAGGGCAUCAACUCUCCCAUCUAGAAGUGGGACUCCCCGCUUGACAAAGAUAGAUGUUGUCGAUGACAAUGCCGCACUCCGAGCUUUUGCGCGUAGAAUCACUAGAGCUAUAAUCAACUCCGCCGUCACACUACUCGUUGACCGGGUAGUGAUUGAUUUACCUUCCACGGGUUCCAACGACUCCGAGCAAUUGCUUAACGAUGAGGUAGUAACCGCUACUAAUGAUAAAACCUUGGAGGGAAAACCCAGUUCGCUGAUCGCUAUCGAGACUUCGAUCAAAGAGGCCAAUUGCAGAAGUUGUUGUAUAUACAGUAGUCGUAGUAUUGCAAACUCUGGUCAGACAACGUCUGUAGCAACACAAACAGAAGCAGCACGGGAAUCGAAAGACUGUAAUCUUGGCCAUCCUGCAAGGCCAGUAGCACCUGGACGUGAUGCUGUAGCUACUAAGCCAGUGCACUUGUCUGUGCAAAAUUUCAAAGAUCUAAAGAUGUGGCAGAAUGGUGAAAAAUUACCGGAGAUGGUUACCGACCUACGCGAUGCAGCAAUUAAACAGUCUAUCAUCCUUCCGUGGAAGGAUAAGUCCAGUCUGCCUCAUUUCUGGAGCAGUGAGAGCGCGCUUAGCUUACAGGUGGACAAUAACCAUCCGGAAAACUCUUCUCCAUCUUUGCAACUUUAUGAUGUGUACCAAGAUGUGAAGGAUAAGUUGAAACGAUCGCUCGCGUCACGGGAUAUACCGAAUUAUUCAAUUGUGUUGUCAGAGUCAAAAAAAUAUUUGCAUACCAGGCGUUACAGCUGGGGAUGCCCUGAGAAUCUCAAUGCGGUUGACCAAUACCCAUGGUCUAGUGAAGAGAGUGGUGAUGGUGAACAUUGUUCUCCUAGAAGAGAAGGCGUCUCAUGCAAAACAGGACUUGUCUCCAGAUCAUCUGAACAGGUGAGCAUUGGCAACUUCUUUGAUAGGCAUGAAGAAACAGACCCUGGUGAUGUCAAGCCUGAACGGGCUGCAAGACAUAUACACAACAAAAACUGCCCCCAAGAAGACAAAUCAAGUCUAUUAGAUGGCAGCCACAGCUGGUAUGUUCAUCUACCAAAAAAGGAUGAUCCAGCAGGAUCUGUUUUAUCCUCCUUGAAGCGCUCGGCAACAUUCCACGGCAGAGAUGACAUUAAGAAGGCAACACAGGGAGUAUCGGGGCGACACCGGUAUAUGCGGUCCAUUUCUGAACAAAACGAGCGACGUCGGUGGAAAGCUGCUCAAGCGAUUUCUCAAGAAGUCUGCGAGAUUGUCCAUGGAAGAGCGUCCUCCAGAGCUGUUAAUAAUCGAGAUGCUCGCUGCGUCUCCUGCCCAGUGCUAUCGGAGGAAGAUGUAGUUCUCGAGGGGCUUUUCAGUCACCAUCGGGACGUGUGUGAAAGACUCUCUCAUAGGACAAGGGUUGUUGUUCGUGUCCAGGAGUUGUGGUGCCGCGGGGAGGCCAUUGGAGCUCUGACAGCUUGCUUGGUGCUGACAGGGAGGACGGCUGGUGUUGACGUACUUUCUUCUGACGGGUUUGCAUCCCUUAAUACGACCAGCGCCACCAAGGACAAUGCCCUGUUCCUAAACAUCAUUCAACAGCUGCCGACGAGGAGCUCUUCAUGGACCUGGGGGAUGUGCCACAUCUUGCUGCCACACCUGAAAGAUUUCAUCUCCACUAGGAUGCAUUCUAGUCACGUGUGCAUGGCUUGCAACAUACUCCAUCUCAUCGUUCAAAAAGUUAGCGGUUUUCUGCUCAGACGCCACACAACAAGCAGAGAACCACCUGAAGUAAUCAGUAACUGCCUCAGUGAGCUGACAGACAUCGAAACGCGCACAGACGAGGUUUUGGUUGUUUUACACAACAAAGCCUUGACGAAAUGCACAGAGGACACGCUCAUUUUACGAUCCGUGCUAAGCGAACUGUUGCUCGCAAUUCGGACACUGCGUAGACUACAGGGCCCGGACACCGGAAGAAACACAACAUCGCAGAAAUGCACAGAGGGUCGUCUGAUCUUGCCAUCCUAACUUAGUGGGCAGAUGCUAUAUUGUUGGGACUUUAGGGACAGGAAACUAGACAAAACAUAACCUUAAAGAAAUACAAAAAGAUACACAUCUUAGUUUCGUUGAGCGAGCUCAAUAUCAGGACACCACGUAGACAACAUGGACCGGAUAUCUACACAGGCAUAAAACAAACGGCAUUAAUAUACUACUGUGAAUAUUCACAACAUUAUCUCACCACAUAGAUGUUUAAUCUUCGAUAUUCUUUUUCAAUAAAAAAGAUAAUACGC